AUCUCAUUCAAUAGCACCUGAUUCCCUCUCCUUUUAUACGAACCGCUUUUACACCGCCUAACGGCUAGUCCUCCCGAUUCCUAAUUUGAAAUCUCAGUAAAACGGAGAAAUAUUCUGACCCAAAACCCUCGUUUCGCCUCUCUCUCUCUCUCUCAAAGAUUCUUGAGAAAUUGAAGUUUACAGUAAAACCUAGGUAUUUUUUGGAUCCAGCAUGGAUCUUUCUCAAGGAAUAGACGAUUAUUUGCGAGAAACCAUCGAGUACUCGCUUGGCCUUCCAGUUUCUACACACACACUCGAGUUAAAGCUUCGCGCCUCCGAAGAAGCCCAAAAGCGUCUAGUCAAUCAGUUAUUGUAUUUGCAAGCCAGAUUAAAGGAUAAAGAAGAAAUCAUCGAACGCGUGAGGACUGAAUCGAGUAUGAAUGCGCAAGUGUUGAAGAAAUUUGUGGACGAGAAUCAGAAAUUGGCGAUGGAGUGUUCGAAUCUCUUGGAUCAAUGUAAGAAGUGGGAGAGGGAGUGCUCGCUCUAUGAUCGUGAUCGAGAGGCUUUGAUGGAAUUUGGGAAUGAGGCUGAUGAGCGUGCGAAGGAGGCGGAGAUUCGUGUUCAUGAGUUGGAGGAGGAGAUCAGAUGUUUAUCGGAAAAAUUGCAGUAUUACAAGCGUCAGUGUGAGAUGCAACUGGUCAAUUUCUCUCCCUACUUUUUGUAUCCUUAUAUUUCUGUGUGUUUGAUUGUUUAUCAUCUCUUGGUCUUAGAGUAAUGCUUUUGGAGCAUCAAUAAUACUGUGUUUGAAGUAGGUUCC
Molecule: messenger RNA, 796 nt
Organism: Ilex paraguariensis (yerba mate)
Lineage: Eukaryota; Viridiplantae; Streptophyta; Magnoliopsida; Aquifoliales; Aquifoliaceae
Source: the annotation of a GenBank genome assembly